UAAAAGAGAAGACUAAUUAUUAUUGCAUUGCAGUAGCGUGUAAAAUUGAGCAACAACGAUUCUCCUCUCUCGAAGUCGGAGUGAGUGUAGGGUUUAUUUACCUCUGGCUCUGGCUCAGAUUAACUAGUCAUCGAAAUCUCAGAGAUCAGACACGGAACCAUCGGUCAUAGAUACACAGAAAGAAAGAAAUGACCUCGAGAGACAAGGACCAAAUCACACCGCACCACCCGCCUCUACUUAGCAGCCUCGUUGUCCGCCCUUCCGUCAGCGACGGUGGCGCUGACGGUGCCGGAAGUGGUCGUGUCAGCGAUUAUGAGCCCGGUGAGGUUCGCCGUGAGCCUCCUUCUUAUUCUCGCUCUGAUCGUUACUCCGACGACCCUGGAUAUAGAAUUCGUGCAGGUUCUGGUUCUCCUGUACGGCAUAGAGAUGUGGAUCAUCGUUACGGUCCUGAUUUUAAUCAUUCUGGUGGUCUGCCACGGAGCCGUGAUUUUGGCAGUGGGAGGGAUCCUGGUAGAUAUAGAGACUCUUCACCCCCUUAUGGUCGAGGAAGGGGUGGUGGCAGGCCAUUUAGUAGAGCUUUUGAUGGACCUGGGCUUGGUCCUGGCCCAUUCAGAGGUGAAGGUAUGAGUAGAAAUAAUCCAAAUGUGCGCCCAAGAGAUGGAGAUUGGGUUUGCUCAGAUCCUUUAUGUGGAAACCUGAAUUUUGCAAGGCGGGAGUACUGUAACAACUGCAACAAGUUUCGCUAUGGGCCUGGGGGAAGUCCUCGGAGAGGCUAUUCUGGCCCACCUCCUCCACAUGCUCCCCCUAGACGCUUCCCUGGCCCUCCAAUUGAACGUUCCCCUGGCAGGACCAUGAAUGGAUAUAGGUCUCCUCCUCGUGGCUGGGCUAGGGAUGGCCCUAGGGAAUUUGGGGCUGGUGGUCUACCACCUCCCAGGCAUGAGGGCAGGUUUUCUGAUCACCACAUGCGUAGAGAUCGGCUGGACUAUCCAGAAGAUGACUACAGGGGGAGGAACAAGUUUGAUAGGCCAAUGCCAAUGGACUGGGGUCAUAGGGACCGUGGACGAGAUGCUUUAUUCAAUGAAAGGAAAGGAUUUGAGAGGAGGCCACCCUCUCCACCUCCACUAGUACCACCACCACCACCACCACCACCAUUUGCUCCACACCGUGGCCGCUGGGCUCGUGAUGCCAGAGAGAGGAGCCGUUCCCCAAUAAGGGGUGGCCCACCGGCAAAAGACUAUCGACGAGAUAUGUACAUGGAGCGGGGGCGGGAUGAUCGGCGUGCCGUGGGGCGAGAGAGAAUUGGAGAUGCAUAUUAGCAAGGAGAGAAUUGGUGAUGCGUAUUAGCAAGCUCAGCUCUUGGAUUGCUUAUUUUGUUGUUGGUAGAUGAUGCUUGAGCCUGGAGUUCCCACUGUGGAGGCCGCCUGCGCUCCUCGCAUUGUUUUGGUCCACUCUAUUGCUUUAAAAAAUCGUUUUAGCCAAUGUGAUAAAUUCAUAAUUUCUUGUGCCACUGACUCUUCAAGGGAAUGUUUAGUGUUUUGCUGAGUAAUUCUAGGACCACAAAUUAUUUCACAAUUUUUUUUUGCCACAACUCUGAUGUAGCAGAUUGUAAGUAAUUAACUAUCAUUUACGUAUGGACUUACUAUUUUUUCUUCA
Molecule: messenger RNA, 1653 nt
Organism: Quercus robur (English oak)
Lineage: Eukaryota; Viridiplantae; Streptophyta; Magnoliopsida; Fagales; Fagaceae
Exons: 4
Coding region: 189-1316 (375 amino acids)
Biological process (GO): regulation of DNA-templated transcription
Cellular component (GO): nucleus
Molecular function (GO): transcription coregulator activity; RNA binding
Source: RefSeq, a predicted model, not a curated record